Sceloporus undulatus (fence lizard) is the source of this 4464-nucleotide messenger RNA. RefSeq names its product polypeptide N-acetylgalactosaminyltransferase 2 (gene GALNT2). The record is from RefSeq and is a predicted model, not a curated record. NCBI's taxonomy places the organism in Eukaryota, Metazoa, Chordata, Lepidosauria, Squamata, Phrynosomatidae. Gene Ontology annotation, cellular component: Golgi apparatus. The transcript has 16 exons. The coding region runs from base 88 to 1785 and encodes 565 amino acids.
GCGGCGGCGGCAGUGGCGGCGGCGGCGGAGGAGGCAGCGGCUGCCGCCCGUUUCCUGGUGGCCUGUCGGCUGCUGCAGGGCGGGAGGAUGCGGCGCAAGUCCCGGCUGCUGCUGUGCUUCGCCUUCCUCUGGGUCCUGGGCAUCGCCUACUACAUGUACUCCGGGGGCAGCGCCGCGCUGGCCGGCGGAGCCAGGAAGGAGGACCCAAAUAGUAUUUCAUUAAACAAAAAAGAUCAACGCAAUAAUAAUGGAGAUGAGAAGUCACAAAGCAUGGAGACCCUACCUCCAGGAAAGGUUAGGUGGCAGGAGUUUGACCAGGAAGCUUAUAUUGGAGUUACCAUGGUCAAAGCUGGUCAAGACCCAUAUGCUCGUAAUAAAUUUAAUCAAGUGGAGAGUGAUAAACUGCGCAUGGACAGAAGUGUACAAGAUACUAGACAUGAUCAGUGCCAGAGGAAGCAGUGGCGGGUAGAUUUACCAGCAACUAGUGUGGUAAUCACCUUUCAUAAUGAGGCACGGUCAGCUUUGCUUCGAACAGUUGUCAGUGUUCUCAAAAAAAGCCCACCCCAUCUUAUUAAAGAAAUUAUUUUGGUAGAUGACUACAGUAAUGAUCCUGAGGAUGGUGCUCUCUUAGGUAAAAUUGAAAAAGUACGGAUACUUAGAAAUGAUCGCAGGGAAGGUUUGAUGCGUUCUCGUGUUCGAGGAGCAGAUGCAGCCCAGGCUAAAGUACUAACAUUCUUGGAUAGUCACUGUGAAUGCAAUGAACACUGGCUGGAGCCUCUUCUGGAGAGGGUAGCUGAGGACAGGACCCGAGUUGUGUCUCCUAUAAUUGAUGUGAUUAAUAUGGACAACUUCCAGUAUGUGGGGGCAUCAGCUGAUUUGAAAGGCGGCUUUGAUUGGAAUUUGGUAUUCAAGUGGGAUUACAUGACACCUGAACAAAGAAGAGCACGGCAAGGAAACCCAGUUGCUCCCAUAAAAACACCAAUGAUAGCUGGUGGACUCUUUGUGAUGGAUAAACUUUACUUUGAAGAGCUCGGAAAAUAUGAUAUGAUGAUGGAUGUAUGGGGUGGAGAAAAUCUAGAGAUUUCAUUCCGUGUGUGGCAGUGUGGUGGAAGCCUUGAAAUAGUCCCAUGCAGCAGGGUUGGCCAUGUCUUUCGUAAACAACAUCCUUAUACCUUUCCAGGAGGAAGUGGUACUGUUUUUGCAAGAAAUACACGUAGAGCAGCAGAAGUCUGGAUGGAUGAAUACAAAAACUUCUAUUAUGCAGCAGUGCCUUCAGCCAGAAAUGUACCUUAUGGCAAUAUUCAAAGCCGAUUGGAGUUGAGAAAGAGACUUAACUGCAAACCAUUCAAGUGGUAUCUUGAAAAUGUGUACCCUGAGUUAAGGGUACCUGAUCACCAAGAUAUAGCUUUUGGGGCCUUGCAGCAAGGAACCAAUUGCCUUGACACUUUAGGCCAUUUUGCAGAUGGCGUUGUUGGCGUCUAUGAAUGUCAUAAUGCUGGGGGAAACCAGGAAUGGGCCUUAACAAAGGACAAGUCAGUGAAACACAUGGAUUUGUGCCUUACUGUUGUAGACCGAGCUCCUGGCUCACUCAUAAAACUUCAGGGCUGUAGAGAAAAUGAUGGUAGACAGAAAUGGGAACAAAUUGAAAGCAAUGCCAAACUGAGGCACGUGGGCAGUAACCUGUGUUUAGACAGCCGAAAUGCCAAAAAUGGUGGUCUGACUGUUGAAGUUUGCAGUCCUUCACUAUCACAGCAGUGGAAAUUCACACUUAAUCUACAACAGUAGAAGGGCUCGCACAGAUAUACUGUCUCAUUUCCUAAACCUUGGGCAACAUUUUGAUUGCAUUACUGAUAACUUUAUAUACCUCAGUAUUCCAUCUUUGUCUGAAAGUAGGUGAUGACAACUAAAGUGAACAAAAGGGAAGCAAGUGAACUGGGGACCCUGCCAUUGUCUGUAGCUGCAGCACAGCUCACUCCUUCCGCCACGAAGGCUUACCAGUUCCUUUCCAGCUUCAAGCUAAUACUUACACAGCAGAUGAUUAACAUCCCUAGAAACAACAGAUGUACAAUAGAAAACUGCUUUCAACACACAGGAGGAGGGAGGGAGGGAAUGGUUGGGAGGGAGUAAAAUUGUUCGGAGAAGAUCAUUGGCAGUCUCCAUUUACAUAGAAAUCGGUGUUUGUGGUUUCCAGAAAUCAAAGAAUCGUUUUGAAGGUUUUGCCAUGUGUACUUUGUAUAUUUGACCAUGGACUUUUCUAUGACAGGACUCUAAAUAUAAACAUUAUAUAAAUAUAUAUAUAUAAAUAUAUAUUGUCAAACUUUACAACUUUCUAUCAAUUUUUCAUCAUCCUGUAAUUUAUCAAGAAAGCAUUUUAACACUUUACUGGAAAGUGGAUUGGACAGUUGAAGUAGAAGAACAAAACUCUGUGAAGAUGCAGGUUUGUGCUGCUGAGUUGUGUUCAUGCAAACACUGGAUGCUUUUGCUUUGUAAAGUGUGCCUACUUUGUGUUUCAUUCUUUUGGGAAACUCCAGGCCUCUGUAAAGAUGGUGAUGGAAUGGCAGAAAGAGGCUUGCAAGCUUCAUCUCACCAGCAUUGUCGCCUCCAGCUGAGGAAUUCAUGCAGUGUGCUCUGGAUAUCUGUAAACUUGGUCUUUAUGUUGGGCAAUUCUAGACUCCUUUGUCUUAAAAGAAUGGUUGUGUCUUUAAAAAAAAAUAAUAAUGCAGCUGUAAGGGUUUAGUCCUUAGAUUGUGUUCACAAUAUGAUUUUCUUUUUCCUGUUUAAAAAUUGUCAGAAUGACAGAUAGCACAAGACCACAGUAGCCUUUUCAUGGAAGUGUGAGCAGCUAGCAACUAAAUAUCAGCAUUGCAGCUGUUCUGCACCUGCUCUUGGAUUAUCAUGAUUUGGGAUUUCUCUUUGUGUCCUAACUAAUGCUCCAGAACGGGCUGUAGGACUAUAAUGUGGGUGCAAGUGGUACAUCAAAAGCAGUCAUUUCAGUCUAACUGCUAUUUUUAUAUCAGAGUGAUGUCAGAGGUGGCUGCCAGUUUUGACUGUUCUCCCCCUCCUUCCCACUGCCAGAUAUAGGCUUCUGAGGUGAAAAACAGCUUUAUGUAAGAUUUUUAAAUGAAAAAUGAAAGCAGCACUCCUAAGAUGCCCUCUGGUGAUUACAAAAUGACAAAGACAAAUUAUUAUGCAAUCAUGUCUUGACAGUGUUCUCUUUCGGGCCAUAUGGAUCUGAGUAUUUUACGAGCUGCAUUUCUCCUGACAGCUGCAGUAUUUGCAACAAAAUGUGAGCAUCCCUCCAUGCAAACAAGGACUUAAAAUUUUAGUACCCUGUUUGAAAUAGGCUGGUAUACAUUUGGAUUUGUAUGGCAUGCUUGUGGUCUCUGCAGGUACUGUUUUGAGAUGUUGUAUGAACAUUACAUGGUUUGGACCUCCAGCACGUUUUUUUUGGCUGAGCAAUGUGAAUAUAAUCCUUUUUCAUCUCAAAUUUCCCUUCUCCCUAUUGAAACUCAAAUAUGAGCUUGGCAGCAAAUAAUAGGUGUUCUUCUUUAGCAACCCAAGGCUUGCCAUAAAGAUGACAAUUCUUUGAAGAAGUCAUUAAUUUGAAGAGGAGUUAGCAUUGGACUUUUAACUUUUAACAGCAAAUUAGCUAUAUAAUCCAGUGCUUCAGAGAAAAACGUAGUAGUAAAAAUAAAGGUGCACAUUUAACACCUUUCUCCUUGUGAUUCAGAAAUCUGGCCAGCAUACUAACUGUUGUUUACUAGAGUUCUGGAAAAGUACUUUCUUUAUUGUUCCCUAACCAGAUUCACUAAUAAAUGUUCUUAAUGUCUCCCCACUCCAGAAAGUUCUAAAUGUGAGGUUUGUUUUUCUUCCCAUAUCCUAGACAUGUCAUGCAGAAAAGAUCUCGAUAUUGAGACUGUAGGCGAUACUGGGUGCUCCCUUGCUCAGAACAGAAACAUGGUGGUAUGAUGUUAGAUAUGUUUACAUGACACAGUGUGCCAAAGUUAUUUACUGUGACUUCAUUCUUUUAAGAAAAGUCUAUGGUUUUCAGGUGCAGUAUACCAAGGCUGUCAAACACAACCUCUGGGCAGUGGGUUUUACUAAGGGGUCCUGUUCAGAAACCUUUGAAAUGAAGUGAGGGUAUGUAAUGGCAGCCAAUGGUGAAUAUUAAUUUUAGAUAUUUAAAGUAGCCAAAUACUCUCCUCUUCCCGGCUCCCCAGCCCCAAACAAAUUGCAAUGCAAUGUUGUCUUUGUUCUAACCUUAGCUUUUUCAAAGCAAAAAUGAUGGUGGUACAUGUGAAUUUCAUUUUUCAAAUUAAAUAUAGUUUUGGAACUGUCGUUUCAGUUGAUUCUUUAAAAUCUGCUGUACAGAGCUUGUAUUUUGUUCAUUUUAUAGAUGGAAACCAUCCUUGAAAAAAACCUGUUUGUUUAACUUAAGAAAAUAAAUACUUUAUAGAUAAGAUA